AUGAGGGUAGAAUAUAAUAAUUCAAUACAACAAAAGAUAAUAAAAAGAAAUUGGUAUAGGGUUAUUAUAAUUGGAAUAUUAUUAUCUCUUCAAUAUAUUAUACCGGUUGAUGCUGACCCUGCUGAAGCAAGAUGGGGUCACGCGUCUGCUUUAAUUAAUAACGGACUUUAUGUAUAUGGAGGUAGGACAGCUGAUUCACCAAACAAUGACACAUCGAAUGUGAAUGAAUUAUUAUAUUUAGACGUAUCAAAAUCAUUUAAUCCCGCGGAACCUCCAUGGGAAAUAAGAAAUUCAUUAUUGGUAACCGGAGGUCAACCACCAUUUUUAUCAUUUCAUUCAUGUAGUGUGGGAGGAAAUCAAAAUGAAUUAUUAAUAUUAUUUGGAGGUGCAUCAAGAGAACAAGAUCCAGAAGAUAAUCCAUUAUUUGAAUAUAAUACAACAACCGGAACAUGGUUAAAUCUUGCUGUAACAACAGCAAAUACUCCUCCGAGAAGAAGUGAUCACACAAUAGUAACAACAAGUAAUUCAAUUUCUUAUUUAUGGGGAGGAACUCCCUCUGAAGCUGAGGAUACGAAUAUUAAAGCAUUAAAUCAAUUAUAUAAGUUAACUACAGGAGAUACAAUAUCGUGGGAAUUAACUACAGCACAAAAUUCAGUUGGUAGAUGGGGACAUUCUGCUACUUUGUUAAGUGAUGGAAAAAUGUAUAUCAUUGGCGGAUUAUCCGAUGGAAAUAUAUUAGCUUCAAUGACAGAAAUCCCUGUUUAUGAUACCUUUCGAGAAAUAUGGUUAAGUCAAACUGCUACAGGGGAUACAAUUCCAGCACAAAGAAGGGGACAUAGAGCAGUUGGAACAGAAGACAAUAGAAUAAUUAUAUAUGGAGGAACAACAGCAGGUCGUGAGACGUAUUUUGAUGAUAUAGCAGUAUUAAAAGUGGUGGGAGAUGGAUUAACAUGGGAAACACACACAGUAGCAGGAAACCAACCACCAGGAAGAUAUGAUCAUUCAAUGACGUUGGUUGGAUCAAAAGCAAUUGUUACUUAUGGUCUCGGAAAUGAUUUUCUUGAUGCGGGAACAAAAUUAUUUGUAUUCGAUAUUGAUUCAUAUACAUGGGAACAAACUUAUAAUCCAAGUCCAUCUGUUAUGCAAAAUCCGUCUACAGUUAGUAACGAAGCAACUCCAACUGAUAUGGCUUCGAUGAAGACGAGUAGUUCUAACAAUAAUUUAGGAUUAAUUAUUGGGGUGUCUGUUGCUGGCGGUGUGGCAAUUAUAAUUUUGCUUGGAUUGUUAUUCUAUUAUAUUAGAAAAAGAAAGAGACAACCCCAAUUUACUUCCAUGCCUUAUGAAAAACAACAAGCAUCAAUCCCUCCAAUCGCUGGUCCUGCUCCAUUAUAUAACUUAAAUAAUUUUGGUCCUUCAUCACCAUCACAAGGAGGUGCUGGUGGAACUACUGAUAAUGCUCCAUUUAUUCCUCCAUUUGCCUCUACUAGUCAUCAACGUCAACCUUCUCUUGGUUCAUUAAGUGAAACAAGAAAUUUAACACCUGUCGAUCAACACGAUUCUUUGGGUUCGGCUCCAAGUAAUAGCUCACAAUCUCAAUUACCUCAAAUUAAUAUUCCUUACGAUUCGAGUUAUUAUAAACCUUUCACUUCUAGACCUACAUCGCCACUGGCUAACCCAAACCCUAAUGUUAAUUACUUACCUCAAACACAUUCUCCUAAUAUAAUCCCUACUCCACCUCCUUCCACUCCUACUCCACCAUCUAUGUCUCCACCUAUUUCUCCGCAAAAAGAUAUUUUCCCUAGUAAUGUUGCUGCUACUGGUGCAUCUAGUAGUACAAAAACAUCAUCGUCUAAUUUACGUUUAGAUUCUGAUUCAAAUACAGCUCCCGUUGAAUUUGAUUUUAACCUACCUCCUGUAGCCCCAUUAUCAUUUAAUCGUACAAGAACUCCUUCUCCUUCUCAAGCACAAGCACAGGAACAGGAACAAGCACAGGCACGACAACAACUUUCAACACUCCAAAUACCAAUAUCAACUUCUUCAUCAUCUUCAUCUCUACCACAAAAUUCAUCAAAUGAUUUGGUUUCGUCUCCAAUAGAAAUGGAAACAACAGAAACGACAACAACGACAACAGCAGAAGAUGAAAGAACGGAUGGAUCAUUUAAUAGUCCGUUAUUCCGCACAGAAGCGUUAUCUGCAUUGGCUGGUACUGCUGCCGCUGCUUCUCCUACUGAUAGAUCAUUAAGUUUAAGAAGUGUUCCUAGGUUAAAUACUUCAACUCCGAGGAACAGUAUUGGUCUAUCUUCACCACCUCCUACUUCAGCUAGUAGUAGGUUAAGAAGUAGUACUUUGGAAGGUCUACGUACUCAUGAUGGUAGUGCAACUAAUAGUAGUAGGCCUACUUCUCCUACUUAUACUAAUACUCCUGAUGAUCAACAACCAAGAGGACGAUUAUUUGUAGCAAAUCCUGAUCCAUCUGAUGAGAGCGAUUAA
Molecule: messenger RNA, 2490 nt
Organism: Rhizophagus irregularis DAOM 181602=DAOM 197198
Lineage: Eukaryota; Fungi; Glomeromycota; Glomeromycetes; Glomerales; Glomeraceae
Molecular function (GO): protein binding
Source: RefSeq, a predicted model, not a curated record